UCCUGUUUUGGAGCAAUGGCCACAGGUGUGAUCCGAAACGUAUCAGAGUUCAAGUUCCCACCACCUUUUCACAUUCCCUUUCUAUAUCCAUCACUACAAGAUGACAUGGAUUUUCAGGAAUCAUCUGAGGAUGAGGAAGAAGAAGAAUUACUGGAGGAUGAGGAUAUGGAGGACGAGGUUGAAGGGUUGAACCCAGCGACCCCUGUGCCAAGUGACAAUAUGAAUAGCCAAUACACCAGUGACCUUAAUACUGAAAUGACAUUGCAACUUCUGAAGUUUUCUGAGCUAAUUAGCUCUGAUAUUCAAAGGUACUUUGGACCAAAGACGAAGGAAGAAGACCCAGAUUCAUGCAACAUUUACGAGGACUACAGUGGCCCACAGCUAUCUGGGCAGGAGGUGUACUAUCGAGACCUUGUGAAGAUGGCACAUGACAGGGAGGACUUAUUUAACCCCCUGACCCCUCCAGGGGACAUAGACCAGAAGAUUUUGCAGUCAAUUUGCACCAAAGAAGAUCCUAAAAAACUGGGACCUCUUAUGGAGUUGUUUGACUUUGGCCUUCAGAAGUACACAAGGCAGAAGGUGACAGGGAGCAAAGAAGGCAGGCAGCAAAGGCUGGAUAAGAAAUAUGCCCAUAUAGUUCCCAUGACCAGGAGAAUGCUGCCCAUGUCCUUCUGGAAGGAGCCUACACCUGCUCCAGUCUGCAUGCUGAACACUAACACUCCAGACUUUAGUGACCUACUGGAGAACUGGACCUCCGAUGCUCACAGUGAGUUGCACAGUACCACCAGGGACUUGAUCAGUGAAUUCAGCAGAUGAACUAGAACACUCUGUCUCAGUCCAAACUGUCACUAAACAGACAGUUUAGUUCCUUUGUAAAUUAGCUUAUUGUUAAUGACAAUUUGCAAGUAGUCUUUUGCUAUCCGGUCAACCUAUUCCUACACCUAGCAAUCAGGCCAUGGUGUGGAAAUGGAUAGAGGGGACCUGUGUAGAAUGGAAAGUGAUGGAAAAAGUCUCACUAUAAUCUAGCCUCAGAUAUAAUCUGCUUUCUGGUUUCCAGGUUUGAAAGGUAUUUCAUUGGUUUCCAUUACCAACCCCUAUUGAUAUGAUAUACUCUGAAUAUGCCCAUCAGCACUGCCCACUCGCACCUCAUUUUAAGUGUGCCGGGUGGUGUUACUGCAGGCGAAGCACAGUUAGAUAUGUGGAACAUGUUAUAGUGUUGAGAAUGCCUCAAGAAUGGGCAACUGAGCAAUCUUGUUGGCCUGUGAUUUCAAACCUUAAUUCAAAAAGGGAUCAGGUUCACAGACCAAAGGUAUAGGGCACGGAAUUUGCUCUUACUGCACACCCACUCGAUCCUACCUGUCCCCCCUACUAGUGAGCACCACCAGACCAAUAGGGACAACCCAACGAAGAGAAAGAAGUCCGGAACAUUAUAGCAGCUCCAGUGUCUGGUCAAGGCUACGGCUCAUACAAGACUUUACACAUUGGUUACAUCUUCUCAAGUAUUACAUCCUACUCUGCAAACGUAGAGCCCUCCUAUCUUUGCCCCCUAUUAAUCCAAUGAAGGUAUUCAUUUUACUGUUGGGACAGGUUUCCAAUGCCUAUCCUACAAAAAACUUCAUGGUUUCAUACAUCUUGCCCUUCUGAAUAGUUAUGGUCCUGCAUAAACCCCAGCGAAGCUUGGCCUGAGGCAAGGAACCCAGUGCAGCCAAUCAGCAUUUGCCUUUCACUAGCCUAGCACAGUUACAAGAUAGAACUGAAUUAAUACAACCGUUACCCAUUAAAUAAUAAUGAAGCUUGAUUCUCUUUUGAUGGAGGUGGGCAGAAGAAUAUUUUCCUCCUGAACACUAAUAUUCUGUACAUCAUGUAUAUAGAUUUGUUGCUGGUUACAU
Messenger RNA from Xenopus laevis (African clawed frog), 1889 nucleotides. Its product is annotated as protein PERCC1. Lineage: Eukaryota; Metazoa; Chordata; Amphibia; Anura; Pipidae. The annotation marks the transcript as partial. The transcript has a single exon. The record is from RefSeq and is a predicted model, not a curated record.